CGGAUUACCAUAGAUAUUAUAGGUCCUAGAGAGAGACGCCAACUCGGCUUCCUUGUUUUUUUUUCAAACGGACGUUCAGCCUGCGUCUUCUCUAUGGUCAUAGAGCCUCUUCGUCGGCCAUGAAAUCCGCCUUCGUCACCGUGGGCACGACCAGCUUCGACGACCUCAUUGCCGCUGUGACGACUCCGGAGGCUCUGCAGGCCUUACGAGAUCUUGGCUACAGCAAAGUAGUCCUUCAGGUUGGCAGGGGCACAGUGUGUCCAGUUUCAACCAGCACACCCACAUUUACCCUGGAAGUGUUUCGGUUCAAGAACUCUCUCUCUGAAGAUGUGCAAACAACAGAUCUUGUCAUAAGUCAUGCAGGUGCAGGUAGCUGCUUGGAGGUAUUAGAAGCAGGGAAGCCACUACUGGUAGUGGUAAAUGACAAACUUAUGGACAAUCAUCAGUUAGAACUGGCAAGGCAGCUCUGCAGGGAUGGCCACCUCUUCUACUGCACUAGCAGGACUCUUGUGAAGACUCUUCAAACAGCAGACUUUUCAACCCUAAAGCCUUUUCCCCCUGGACAGCCAGAAAAAUUUGCUGCGUUCUUGGACAAAGUGAUUGGCAUUUGCAAGCUGGCAGAGAUUGCUUCUUUGGACACACACCCCUUGCCCAUGUCUGAUGUGCCACCUAGUCAGCCCACUGAUUCCCAGCCUGGUGCCCAACAACUUCCCAUGCCAGAGCAAGCCGAUAGCCCCCACCAAUCAGAAGGGAAAGCUGAGAUCAACCUCCCCUGCCCUUCGCCCCGUUCUCAAAGGCUUCUGAGGAAGUGGAUGAACUCCUGCACGUGGGGAACCAUGCCAUCUAGGAAGGCUGGUGGAGAACUGGGAGAGAGGGUGGGCACUCCACCCUACAUCCUACUGAAAGUCUCCCAUAGCCAGAUGACACAGGGCAAGGAGCACCUUCUGCAGCACAGGGAUGUUGCUGUGAGCAUGGCAGCAGACUUCCAGGUGGGGAGCCAGCAUCACACACAGCUUGGCAAUGGCCUCCCUGUCCAGAUGGAAGAACUGGCAGCGCUUCAGCCCCUGCAUGCUGCUCUGGGCUGGCAGCUUCUGAACAUGAAAUCGAUGUCGAGGAGCUUUUCGCCCGCUUCCUACCAUUUGGAUUGCUCUGUUAACAUAAGAGUCCACUUCAUCAACAAAAGCUUAGUCUUCAGAAUGUCCACACCGCCACCCGCCACCUCCCCCGGCCCCGCCACCUCGCGCCCGCGUCCCGCUUUCCAUUCCGCCGUCGGGGAGCGAGAGCACGUGGGCGUGGGAAAAUGCCGGCGGGGCGCACGGCUGCGCCUCAGCCGCCUCGUGCGCGCCUCGCCCGAACCACCUGCAGCUGAGCGCCUCCGCGCCUGCCUCGCCAAGCCCCGCCUCGCCUCGCGCCUGGCCUUCGCGGGGCUCGCUCUGCCCCGCUUCGCCGGCUUCCUCGGGGGGGAAGGCGCUCUCUCCUCCUUCGCCUUGUGCCUUUGUAGCCCGGUUAGGGAAGGCACCAUGCAGAAAGGCUGGAAGAAAUACUUCGGCCAGAAGUCCCUCAGCGAGGUGACCAUGGACGAGUACCUGGGCAGCCUGGGGCUCUACCGCAAGCUCACGGCCAAAGAUGCCACCUGCCUCUUUCGGGCCAUUUCCGAGCAGGUGUAUGCUUGUCAGAUUCAUCAUAUGGCAGUCAGAAAUGCUUGUGUUUCAUUUCUGAGGAAAAACCAGCAUAAUUUUGAGUCUUAUGUAGAAGGAUCGUUUGAAAAAUACCUGGAACGGCUUGGAGACCCCAAGGAAAGUGCUGGACAACUUGAAAUCAGUGUCUUCUCAUUGAUCUAUCACCGAGACUUCAUUCUUUAUCGGCACCCUGGAAAGCCUCCUUCCCGUGCUACAGAUAACAGCUUUGAAGAAAAGAUUCUGCUAUGUUGCUCCAGUAAUGGCCAUUAUGAUUCUGUGUAUACCAAACAGUUUCAGACGAAUGCUGCAAUUUGCCAGGCUGUCUUGUAUGAGAUUCUGUACAAAAAUGUCUUCCAUGUGGAUGAGGAAGAAUUAAGGACUGCUGUUGAGAUGUUUCGAAGUGGGGCUAAGAAAAACACAAACAAAAACAGAAACAGAAAAGAUGCCAACUUUGAUUGUCUGCCUGAGAGAACAUCAAAUUCUUCAGAAAAGAGGGUGGAAGAUUGGGAAAGCUAUGAAUCGGCCAACCCCCUGGAGGAAAAAUACAAGCAAGGCAGUGAUGAGAUGAAGCCUCCAGACAAUCCGAAGAUGCCCUUUUCCUAUAAAGUACUGAAAGCACUGGACCCUGAGAUCUAUCGGAACAUAGAAUUUGAUGUUUGGUUGGACAGCAGAAAAGAACUUCAAAAAAUUGAUUACUUGGUGUUUGCUGGAAGACAGUACUAUUUAGGAGACAAGUGUCAGGUACGCCUAGAGACUGGGGGAAAAUACUAUAAUGCUCACAUACAAGAUGUUGGACAGGAUAAUAUGGUUACCGUCUUCAUUGAAGAGUUGGCAGAAAAGCAUGUUGUUCCACUGGUUAAUUUAAAGCCUGUGACACAAGUGACACCGGUUUCUGCAUGGAAUGUGGUCCCCAGUCGAAAAGGAGGGAACUAUCAGAAAAUAUCAGAUAUGGAUAUGAAAUCACGGAAGAAACUGUUUAAAAAAGUACGUGGAAAGGAAGUCUACAUGACUGUGGCUUACAGCAGGGGCCAUCCUGUCCUUCCUCCCCGACUCCAGCAUGGCAUUGCAUCAGGCCGAUCAUCUCCAGUUCAUUGCUCUCAAAGUGGAGGGCCCAUAACUCCUUAUGAACAUUACCAUCCCCAGAAUUCUCAGCGCUCUGGCAGGGGAUAUGGGAUACCCAGGGGAUCUGCCCAGUUUAUAAACAGAAACAGCAUGAUUGGCCCUGAAUUAACAUUCUAUCCGGGUCCAGGAAAGAGAUGUUAUCAGAGCUAUGAUAACUUCUCAUACAGAUCACGUUCUUACAGCCGCAGCCGCAGGCAGAUGCAAAUGCAGUGUGUAAACAAAGAGUGUCAGUAUGGAUUUUCACCUGAGAAUGGCGAGGAGCCUCAAGGUGUAGAAGAAACUAUCACUUUCUAUGAAAUCGAAGAAGGGGAUGACACAACUUUUCCUGCUCUUCCUAAUCAGGGCAACCCAGCUCCAAUCGUUCCUGCUCCUGCGGGAUUCUGGGUAGCAAGGAGGGCCCCCAGCCCCAUCCCACCUAACAAGCCAGGUCUGAAUUCCUUGGAGGAAGACGUAGAUGAGCCAAGUGAUAAUGGGGAAUACCAUGAAGGUUAUCUGUAUGCCCCUGCAGAUCCAGACUGUGAACCUCCAGCAGUAUUUAGUACAGCUGAAGCUACUGCAAACUUGUCUUUGCAGGAUGGAGGAACAGGUUCAGUGUCUUCUCAGGAAGGAGUUGCUUCAUACAGUUACUCACAGAAGGUUAUGGUGAAUUCAGCUGUUAUUUCUACCUCUUCUUGUGUUAAUGCUGCUCCAGUAGCAGCCUUUUCCUCCAGUUCUGCAGCUGCCACUCAAGUUAGCAUCACCACAGCUUCACCACAGAAUGCCAUGCAACCCAUUUUGGUAUCCUCUUCUUCUAUGGGAAGGCCAGUUGUGAUUCCUUCAGUGCCAUACCCGUACCAGUCACUCCCUCUUCCUCCUAUCAGUGAUGUGGGGGACAAUGGAGCUGCUCCUCCUCCUUACUCCUGUGAUCCCAAUGGUAGCGACCUGCCUAGAGACCCAAAGAUCUUGCAGUACUACUUUAAUUUGGGUUUGCAGUAUUACCACCAGACCUGUUGGAAUCCCAUGAUGUAUGUGCAGCAAGUACCACCAUCCCCUCACAUGGAGGCUUUCCAAGCAUACACAGAGCCUGUCCCUGUAGUAGAUCCAUCAGUAUCUUCUGCAUAUGCUGAAGUAGGGAGGAGCGAUAUUCACCAAAUCCCUGUGGACAACUCUGCAAAUGAGCCACCAGCUCCUUCCCACGGUGCAGUCUAUUACCCAGUAGUAACGGAUCCCUACAGUCAGCAGCCUCUACCCAGAUAUGAUGCUUGUGUUCCUCUGGUGCAUGCCUAUCACUGUGUUAGCCCUUGGUAUCCAGUAAACCCUUCCUAUGGGAAUGCUGCACAGAUCCACAGUGCUGUGAAUCCUGGUCACUUCCAUCAAGUCGGGUAUGUUACCUCAUCAAAUCCUGCACCGACUCAAAAUAUGUAGAUCAAGAAUGACUGAAUUACUUAAAAGCAUUCCUGAUUUUGCUUGCUUUGUCUUACAGUUUCAUUUAUGAAUAUAAUGGUUGGAAAGAUACGGUUUUUGUUUUGUUUUUCAUGUUUUAUAUAAACAUUGAUUUGUAUUUAUGGUGGGGGGAAGUUAAUAUUUUAGUAAUAUGUAUAUAAAACACUGUAACAUUAAACUUAUAUAUGUAUAUCAGAUGCUUAUGCAGCAAGACAAACCCAUGUGUACAAUGAGUAAGAAGAGAUGGUUAUAUCAGUGGUAUUAAUGGCAUUUUCUGUGUGUGUUAAUACAAUGCAUGUAAAUAUUGGUUAAAUAACACUAAUCCCUUCUCCUAUUCCACCAGCGACAAUAUAAUUCUGGAAUCUCCUUUCCCCCUUCAUCAAGAAAUUAAAAAAGCAAGGGAAUAAAGCUUGAGUGUGAGGGUUCUGAAGCCAGUAAUGGUUGCUAGUGCAAUCGCUUCUUAACCAAAGUGUAACUAACCUAACAUGUUAAUCUUUGUAAACAACCUAUUGAAUACACUCAACUUGUAAUGUGGUCCUGAAGUGGUAUUUGAAGAUGGGAAACUUUUGGUUUUGUUCUGUACUGCAAUUGUAGACUAAUUAAGUUUUGUAAAAAAAAAUCACUGCACAAAACAUUGUAAGAAUGGUUGGGGUAUAAUUUGCACCAAAUAAAA
Molecule: messenger RNA, 4896 nt
Organism: Rhineura floridana
Lineage: Eukaryota; Metazoa; Chordata; Lepidosauria; Squamata; Rhineuridae
Gene: ALG13
Product: ALG13 UDP-N-acetylglucosaminyltransferase subunit
Exons: 32
Coding region: 120-4205 (1361 amino acids)
Biological process (GO): dolichol-linked oligosaccharide biosynthetic process
Molecular function (GO): hexosyltransferase activity
Source: RefSeq, a predicted model, not a curated record